Molecule: messenger RNA, 2372 nt
Organism: Pyrus x bretschneideri (Chinese white pear)
Lineage: Eukaryota; Viridiplantae; Streptophyta; Magnoliopsida; Rosales; Rosaceae
Product: BTB/POZ domain-containing protein At5g03250-like
Exons: 4
Coding region: 275-2149 (624 amino acids)
Molecular function (GO): protein binding
Source: RefSeq, a predicted model, not a curated record
AAGGGAAACAAGAGUGAGUCUAAAUCGCAACCCCAGUUGGAGCCACUGUAACUGUUUGAACCGCUUCCUUCUCCCCUUCACUUCUUGCUUUAGACUCGCUACUUCUCUCUCUCUCUCUCUAAACUUUGAAAGUAUUUUCCACAAAUGAUAAGCAUGCCACGUUCACUCUCGCUCACAUUUUCACCGAAGUCUUUAUCUGAUCGGCAUUUCUUGCUUCACUUAAUAAUUUCAUGAUUCCAAGCUUGCCCAUUUUACAAAACCACCACCAGAACUCAUGGCUUGCAUGAAGCUUGGAGCUAAGUCUGAAGCAUUCCAUCGCGAAGGCCAAACUUGGCUUUGCACAACUGGGCUUCCGAGCGAUGUUGUGAUUCAAGUUGGGGAAAUGUCUUUUCACCUCCACAAGUUUCCGUUGCUUUCUAAAAGUGGGCUACUAGAGAGGCUUAUCGAAGAGUGUUCUAGUGAGGAAGGAUCUUCUUGUGCCUUGCAACUUCAUGGUGUGCCCGGGGGAGCUAAAGCAUUUGAGCUUGUAACCAAAUUCUGCUAUGGCGUCAAAAUAGAACUGACUGCUAUGAACGUAGUCAUCCUUAGAUGUGCAGCAGAAUACCUCCAAAUGACUGAAGAUUACGAACAAGGAAAUCUCAUUGCGCAAACAGAGGUUUUCCUUACUGAAGUCUUCAGCAAUUGGAGAGACUCCAUAGUAGCUCUUGAAACAUGCGAAGAAGUUCAACAAUAUGCCGAAGAGCUCCACAUUGCUUCACGAUGCAUUGAUUCCUUGGCUAUCAAAGCUUGUGCAGAUCCAAAGUUAUUCAGUUGGCCUAUAUUAUCAGGAGAAAAUGACAUGAAGAACCCAACAGCGUCAUGGAACGGAAUAACUUCUGAUGAUGCUAAGCCCCAACCUCUCGCUGAUGAUUGGUGGUAUGAAGAUGCAUCCUUACUUAGCUUACCUCUCUAUAAGCGAUUGAUUCAAGCUGUUGAAUUGAAAGGAAUGAGGCCUGAGAGUAUUGCCGCUUCUCUCAUAUUCUAUGUUAGAAAGUAUCUCCCCUUGAUGAAUAGACAAUCGAGCUUUCAUGACACAAACUAUGUAAACUCAGGCACCACCAUUUCUAACAUUUCUGAGGCAGACCAGAGGGCUCUACUUGAAGAUAUCAUGGGGUUACUUCCUCAUAAGAAAGGAGUCACAUCCUCCAAGUUUCUCCUUAGGCUGCUACGAACGGCUAUGAUCUUACAUGCAAGUCCGUCAUGCAGAGAAAAUUUGGAGAAAAGGGUAGGUGCCCAGUUGGACCAAGCCGUGCUCAUAGAUCUUCUCAUACCAAAUAUGGGCUAUUCUGUGGAGACUCUUUACGACAUAGACUGCAUUCAGAGGAUUCUUGAUCAUUUCAUGUCAGUAAACCAGGCUUCACUUGCCUCAUCUUCCCCAUGCAUAAUCGAAGAGGGGCAACUAAUGACUGGCACUGAUCCACUGACACCUAUUACUAUGGUAGCCAGUCUGGUGGAUGGAUACCUUGCCGAGGUAGCGCCAGAUGUUAAUUUGAAGUUACCAAAAUUUCAGGCACUUGCUGCUGUCAUCCCUGAAUAUGCCCGGCCAGUGGAUGAUGGCAUAUAUCAUGCAAUCGAUGUUUUCUUGAAGGCACAUCCUUGGCUUACAGAUGCUGAAAGGGAGCAACUCUGCAGACUCAUGAACUGCCAGAAGCUUUCUCUGGAAGCCAGUACGCAUGCAGCUCAGAACGAGAGAUUACCUCUUCGAGUAAUUGUUCAAGUCCUUUUCUUUGAACAGCUUCGACUCCGCACGUCAAUUUCUGGCUGGUUCUUUGUUGACAAUCUUGAGAACUCACAAAAUCCCAGCGGAAACCUUGGGCUCCCCGCCAAAAAUGAUGUGUCCGGUCAGGUGGACGCUCCACAAGACCAAGCUGUGGGUUUCGAUCAUCAUGACAUGAGGGAACGUGUAUUAGAGCUUCAAAGGGAGUGUUCAAGCAUGAAGAAGGAGCUCCAGAAGCUGGUCAAGACCAAGAGAAGUUGGAGCAUCCUUCCCAUAAGGUUAGGUUUUAGAAAAAAGUUGGAGCCUUGCAAUCCGAAAGAAUCGAAGCCCACAGAUCGGAUUCCGGUACCAACAUCAUGCUGCAAUGGACAACAAACUCAUGAAAACAGCUAGUGAGUGGCUCUCUUUCAACCUCAAGCCCUAAUUUUUGUUUUAAAUUUUUUAUUCAAUAUAUUCCAUUAUUUCUUGAAUGGUAGAAGUUGCUUAUUCUCUUGCAUCUGUAAAUUGGAUUAAGUGGUGCAUUGUUUAGAAGAAGUUAGGUUGUUAUUCAAUUCAAUCAAAUUAUUUACCUUGUUGAACAUAGGUGGCUGAAAUUAAAAAGAAUUUAAUUUCAUAA